This is a messenger RNA of Acanthaster planci (crown-of-thorns starfish), 2273 nucleotides long. RefSeq names its product short-chain dehydrogenase/reductase family 42E member 1-like. Gene Ontology annotation, molecular function: oxidoreductase activity, acting on the CH-OH group of donors, NAD or NADP as acceptor. Gene Ontology annotation, biological process: steroid biosynthetic process. NCBI's taxonomy places the organism in Eukaryota, Metazoa, Echinodermata, Asteroidea, Valvatida, Acanthasteridae. The record is from RefSeq and is a predicted model, not a curated record.
CAGUCUUGUGGCAAUAUCGGACGAAGGCUUCGAAAGGCGUCUCGAACCCAAGACUACGUGAAGGAAUAGCUGACCGGGAAGGGAAAGAUAAGUCCGACUUGAUUUAAGUCUAGCUUGUUGCGGGUACCAUAUCAGCUGGAAGCAGAUAUUCCACAGUACAUCUUGCGCAAGCGCAUCGCCGGCGCCACACGCACUGCUCGCUUUUGAUGCAGAAAUCCACCAUUCUAUGCUUAUUCCCCACUCUGAGAUCAUGACAACUGAAACAACGUGGAUCGGUCCCGAGAGGCACAAAGAACGUGUGAUGGAUUUACUCAGGACCUUGGAUGUGCCUUCUCUCAGAGAAAAGAAAGUUCUGGUUACAGGGGGAGGUGGAUUCUUUGGAAUCCACCUUGCAAGGGCACUUCACAUGCUUGGAUGCACAGUGGUUAUAACUGACAAGGCUACACCUAUCGAGAAGUACAAUGAGGAAAUCAAAUUUGUGCAGGGAGACAUACGAGACAGAAAGUUGAUGGAGGAGCUUUGCAAAGGCAUUAACUGUGUGUUCCACAUUGCUUCCUUUGGCAUGUCUGGAGCAGAAAUGAUGAAGAAGAGAGAUUUUAUCGAGAGCAUCAAUGUUGGAGGAACAGAGAAUGUCAUAGAGGCUUGUGUCAAGUUGAAUGUGACAAGGCUGAUCUACACAAGCACCAUCAAUGUCGUCUUGGGUACCAGAGAGUUUGACAUGGCUACAGAAGGGGAGCUACAACGCAUUCCACCAGAGAAGCAUACGGAUGACUAUUCCAGAACCAAAACCAUUGCUGAGAUGCUUGUCUUAGACUCAAAUGGCAGAAAAACACAAAGUGGAGAGGUUUUGCACACCAGUGCAAUCAGGCCGCCUGGUAUCUACGGAGCUGGUGAACAGCGGCAUUUCAGCAGACUUAUGGGCUUCAUAAAAUUCUACAAGGCCAAUGCAGGAAGUCCUUACAGUAAAACCAACUGGGUUCACGUGGACAACCUAGUGAAUGGACACCUACUGGCAGCAGAAGGACUGUCAGCAGGCAAGAAACACGUAGCGGCAGGCCAAGCUUACUUCAUAACGGAUGAGACACCCAUCAACAAUUGUGUCUUCUUUAAGCCAGUCUUCACAGGCCUUGGCUACACUUUCCCGGAUUUUUGGAUCCCUCUCAAUGUGAUCUGGUGGCUUGCGUUCAUAUCUGAAAUAAUGCAUUUCCUCCUGAAGCCAUUUUACGACUUUGUUGGUUUCACCAGAACUGAGGUUUACCAGCUGGCCCUACACCACACUGUUAGCUACCAGAAGGCACAGCAACAGCUAGGCUACCAGCCAGUCCCACGUGGCUUGGAGGACUCUGUGGCCCAUCUGCGACAACUAGGCUAUGGCAGAGCCCUGCAAGAGACCAGCCAGACAAGUUGGACCUCAUCACUGCUGUUCAAGGUUGUUCUGUCUAUUUCUAUCAUAGUUGUCUUUAUCGCAGUGUUGCUGUAAGGUCAAAAGAGAAUCUGUAAAGGAGAUAAUUUUACUAAAAGAUGCUGAUUUUUGGUCAGCAUUGGAUCACUGCAUGGCCCAUUGACACUGCCUUUUACUGCCAAAGAUAUGCUUUUUCCACUACACAGAGGGACCAAGCCAGCUGACAUUGUCGAGGCUAAAAUAUCAGCAAAGCAUUUAUUCUUUUUCCUGUCAUGCCUGAGUCCACUUUUUAAUGCCAACAGAGAAGGUACAAAUAAUACAAAGGGGUUGCAACAGAUGUUUUUGGAUGGCUAAUGCACUGCAAAAGUAUCUGUAUGAUGAAUUUUGUAAAAGCCACAUACAGUGAACUCCGGCUAAGGCAGCACUCUCAGGACUCAAGAAAUUAUGACAACUUACGUGAAUGCCGACUUUUACUGUAAGUCGUCAUGUUGCCGACUUACAUGUACACAUGUAUUGCCCAUGUACAUUAUGAUUCCUUGCACUAAUUCAACGGCUUUGAUUUACCUUGGUUAAUUUCUACCUCCAUGGUCGAUCCCAGCAAAUUCGUUCUCAAUUAGUAUCCUCACGGGCUGCAAAUUCGAUAAUUGAUCAUGUGCUCCUAAGGAUGAAGCAAGGACGGCAAGCCACUUGCGUAUUCACAUCACAACUUGACAGUGCAGUACGUAUUUACAUGAUACAGUUACGGUACAGAAAACAUACACUCAUCCACACACACGCAUUAGUUAAGUUUGUUCAAUAUAGUCUGGAUACCAGACCCAAUGAUUCUGACUACCCGACAAAUCAUUAUCAAGGUCGUCAGGGAAUCUUUUGG